Messenger RNA from Scomber japonicus (chub mackerel), 2361 nucleotides. RefSeq names its product phosphodiesterase 12 (gene pde12). Gene Ontology annotation, biological process: nuclear-transcribed mRNA catabolic process, deadenylation-dependent decay. Gene Ontology annotation, cellular component: mitochondrion. Bases 62 to 1855 code for a protein of 597 amino acids. Lineage: Eukaryota; Metazoa; Chordata; Actinopteri; Scombriformes; Scombridae. The record is from RefSeq and is a predicted model, not a curated record. Gene Ontology annotation, molecular function: 3'-5'-RNA exonuclease activity. The transcript has 8 exons.
AACAGUAGUGUUUAGUCUAUUUUAGCCUCCGCUGUCUUCUUCCUAUCGCCGGUCUGACUUCAUGUUUAACAAUCUCUCUGCAGCUGUCUCUCUGCUCCCCCGCCUGCUGCUCUCCUCCCCCUCCUCAUCCAGGGCUUUUACCAAAGCCUGCAGCCGCCUCCUCCCCUGCAGCAGCAGCAUGGAGCCGGCCGUGGUGAGAUGCAUCCCCGGGGAGCCCAAACUUACCAUCUCCUUCAGUCUGGAGGGCAGCUACAAACAAAUGCUGCGGGACCAAGGGGAGACACUGGGGAAAGUCCUGGCUCGGAUCUCUAAUGGGAUCAUCAAGGGGCAAGGCAAGGCGAAGAAGUCAAAGAAGAACAAGGUGCAGCAGCCGAGUGAAGCUGCAGAGCUGGUCGUGGUGAAGCUCUUCCACGGUGGGGAUGAAGUGGCAGACACAGCGCUGAACUCAGAUGCAUGGCAGGAUGGAUCCGUGCUGCAGGUUGGAGAUGUUAAAUACUCUGUGCAGAGGAAUCCACCGACUUUCACCACUGCUGAGCUUCCUCUGUCCCUGCUGGCUGGGUUUCCUGUCUGCCCCAAGCUGGAGGUGGAGUUUGGUAACCUGCAAGACUGCGAGUUCACCUGGUAUAAAGAAAAUGCCCCAAAUAAAAGUCCUGAAGCUGGUGCAGAGGUUGCAGGUCAGGCCAGCAGUUGGAUGGAGGUAGGAAGCGGAAGAGUCCACGUCCCGUCCAAUCAGGACAUCGGCUGCAGGCUCAAACUGUGCUGCACCCCCAAAGACGGAGCUCGCAGCGGUCCGGCCAAGGAGCUGAUCUCUGUGGGAGCCGUGGAGGCCGGACCAGGCGUGUGCACGUUUGACAACCGACACGCCUACACCAUUAGAGAGGCGGAGUGGCCGGCCAUGAGGGUGGUGUCGUACAACAUCCUGGCCGACGUCUACGCCCAGACAGAACUGUCUAAGACGGUGCUUUACCCGUACUGCGCCCCCUACGCCCUGCAACUGGACUACAGACAGAACCUCAUCAAGAAGGAGCUGACGGGCUACAACGCUGACAUCAUCUGUCUGCAGGAGGUCGACAAAGGGGUUUUCACAGACAGCCUGAUUCCAACUCUUGAUGCCUUUGGUCUGGACGGCGUUUUCAAGAUCAAAGAGAAGCAGCAUGAAGGACUGGCUACUUUCUACCGCAGGUCAAAGUUUAAGUUGCUGAGCCGUCAUGACAUCAUGCUGAGUGAGGCGCUGACCUCUGACCCCAUCCAUACCGAGCUGCUGGAGAAGGUUUCUGCUAACAGCACCCUGAAGGAUAAGAUCCUGCAGAGGUCCACCACCCUGCAGGUCACUGUGCUCGAGGACCUGAAUAAACCAGACAGGAAGUUGUGUGUGGCCAACACCCACCUGUACUGGCACCCUAAAGGGGGGAACGUCCGCUUGGUCCAGCUGGGCGUCGCCAUGCAGCACCUGAGUCAUGUGAUCAACGAGCUCACACCUGGAGCCCCCCUGGUGUUUUGUGGAGACUUCAACUCCACCCCAAACACAGGUGUGUUCCAGCUGAUCACGGAGGCUGCGGUUCCUCAGGAGCAUUCAGACUGGAGCAGCUCGGGUCCGGAGGAGUCCUGCAGUAUGGAGUUGCUCUCUACCUUCCCGCCGCUGCUGAGCGCCUGCAACCAGCCGGCCUACACCAACUAUGUGGGAGGAUUUCACGGCUGUCUGGAUUAUAUCUUCAUACAGCCAGACAGCAUGCAGGUGGAGCAGAUGAUCCCUCUGCCGAGCCACCAAGAGGUCACCACAUACGAGGCUCUGCCCAGCGUGGCUCACCCCUCCGACCACAUCGCCCUGGUCUGUGACCUGCGCUGGAACCCCUGACCUCUGACCUCUGACCUCUGACUUCCAAGCACCCGGUCAAACACGCUGGAGAAACGAUCCAAUCUGACUUUGGAUUUCUUUUAUACUUGAAUGGCGUCUGAAAUGUGUUCCUGCAGGUUCUCCAAAGAUCUCUGAGAGACGAGAGGAACAUGGACGAGCAGAGGAGAACUGUCUUAAACUACAAUAUGACUGAAGUGUUGUGAUUAAGUUCAUACUGUAUCAUAGUACAGUACAAUAAUUAAGAAUUUGAAUCACUGAUAUUCAGUGUUGGGGUUGUUACUGCAAACAGUAAUUAAGUGCAAAAUGCUUAUUUUUCUGAAUCAGUUACUUUGGUUUGUUGGCAUGUGGUUGGCUUUCUCUUGCUCUCUAAGGUAAACUCUAAUUGACUUUAAUUCUCAAUCACAUGGUUAAUUAAUUAAUAUUAACAUUUUAUUAUAAGUAUUUAUUGUUAUUACUUUGGCCCAACAUGUUGUACAGUGGUGCCUUAUUUUAAAAAAAAAUAAAGU